UUUUUAAAUCGCUGCAGAAACGUUCCACACUUUAGUCAAUUCAAAUUUUAAAAUUAUGUAUUCAAAAAUUCAUACAAAUUGUUUUUCUCUUUGAGCAGAUGAAUAUAACAAAAUCGAUUAAUUUUUUUAUAUACAGUUUUUACAAUGAAAUACAUAUCAACUCAUAUGUGCAAUCUAUCUAUUUAAUAUUUCCAUAAUUUAUGUUUUUUACAAUAUUUCGCUCAUUUAUUACAGCGUAUUAAUGUUUGAUGUCAUCGUUAAUUUUUUACAAGACGUAUGAGUCUAUUUUUAAUGCGUCAAAACAAUUCUGAUGCAACAUACAAGCGAUGUUAUACACAAAGGCAAUAAUGCGGCUUUGGGAAAGCGCUCACAGGCCGUAUCGUAUUCGUCAUCAAAGAAAACAACAGGAAACAAUGCGUGACAGUACAUUUCAAAUAGAGAUUCUCAAGUUCCGGGAUUGCGGUAGCGCCGAGAAUUAACAACCAAAGAAUUAACAACCUACAUAUUUUUCCCCAAAACGCCUAUACUCCUAUUAUUAGAGUAUUCAAUUUUUUAUACGUUUACAAUAAAAUCGAUCGUCCGUUUUGCUUUUUUAAAAUUCAAUUCCGCAAUUGGAUCACGAGGAGAGAUUCAUGGUUUGAGAAUCCCGGAUGCGGAGUGACGCACGAAGUUGGCGGCAUCGAGCGGCGGACAGGCCGGCGAUGAUUGGCGUGUAGAUGGCGUAGAUCCUCACGCUCGGCCAAUCGUGCCGCAACACGUGCUUGGCCGAAGCUGGUGACAGCCAAGCGUCGGUAUGUUGCGUCAGUUUAUUCGCGUCAGCCGCAUCGAACAGUGGUGGUGUGUCCAGGUUGGGUGUCGCGUCCGGGUUGACAUCAGAUCAGUCGCGAUUCGGGUUGAGUUCGGAUCUGUCACGCGGAGGCUCGAGGGCACCGGCGAUCGUCGCUGUUGAGAAGCUCAAGAGAUCGGGGCGAUACACCGAGAGGGAAAAAGAGUAAGACGCGUCGCGUCACGUCGCAUGGCGGAUUAUGAGCUCCAUGAAGAGCGUCAUCAUCACCCUGCCUAAGGGAGUGCCCAAGGCGAUCUCGAGGAACGGCGAGCCGUCGCGCAACGCGCUGCCCAAGCUCAACUUCACGACGUCGAUCCUGAUGGAUCAGAAGGCGAGGAUGGACGGCAGGAAGGUCGCCGCCGGCCAUCAGCAGGAGACGCGCGACGACGACGACGACGACGACGACGUCGCGACGCUCCUCGAGCCCGUGGACACCCGCGUGCGCGGCAAGAAACGCCGACUGGAUCACCUAACGUGGGAGGAGAAGCUGCAGCGAAAAAAACUGAAGAAUCGAGUGGCCGCCCAGACAUCGCGAGACCGUAAGAAGGCAAGAUUGGACGAGCUUGAGGAGACGGUGAGGACACAGAAGGAAAGGAACGAGCUGCUUACACAGGAAUGCGCGAGGCUGAGGUCACAGAACGAGCUGCUCAAGUCGCAAAACGAAUGGCUGUCGAAUGAAAAUAACAGGCUUACGAACGAGAGGGACGCUGUGAGAAACACGUUCACAGCAGAUCAGCAGCAACCGAUCUGCUCCGCCUGUCGGACCCGUGUCGACGGUGCUGUACCUUCGCUGGGAUCUGCAGUAUCCCCCAAUGACCCUCUGCCGCAGGGUGGGACAGCACGGUCGGCAUCGCGCCUGACGCGGACGCAAGAGACGGUCGCGCUGCUGAACUUCCUGACCCUCUAUCUCCUUUUGAGGAACUGUUCAGCGCUUUCGACAACGUCGACGCCGAGCGACUCGAAGAGCUGGCGGAAAGUCUUCUGCGAGAAGUCACCCCAGAAAUUGAAGCAAAUCCUCAUAGAUCAAAUGAACAAGUGUCCGUCAGCGAAGCUCCCGUUAAAAAAUCUGACCAUCCAGAAGCACUGGUGGGGCAGACAUCAGAAAAUGUGGAAGCCAAUCGAACCGGUGGAAGCAUAGCCGGCGCGCCGUCCACCUGUCUACGAAGUAGUACGUCCAACAAUUGGUUCCUCGCGGAUUGCGACGCGAGCGCGAAGUCGAUCAAGACCG
Wasmannia auropunctata (little fire ant) is the source of this 2054-nucleotide messenger RNA. It is a transcript of the gene Xbp1, whose product is annotated as X-box-binding protein 1. Gene Ontology annotation, cellular component: nucleus. The coding region runs from base 1026 to 1964 and encodes 312 amino acids. The record is from RefSeq and is a predicted model, not a curated record. Gene Ontology annotation, molecular function: RNA polymerase II transcription regulatory region sequence-specific DNA binding; DNA-binding transcription factor activity, RNA polymerase II-specific. The transcript has 3 exons. Lineage: Eukaryota; Metazoa; Arthropoda; Insecta; Hymenoptera; Formicidae.